Molecule: messenger RNA, 517 nt
Organism: Arvicola amphibius (Eurasian water vole)
Lineage: Eukaryota; Metazoa; Chordata; Mammalia; Rodentia; Cricetidae
Product: 40S ribosomal protein SA-like
Exons: 1
Coding region: 35-517 (160 amino acids)
Biological process (GO): ribosomal small subunit assembly; cytoplasmic translation
Cellular component (GO): ribosome; 90S preribosome; cytosolic small ribosomal subunit
Molecular function (GO): structural constituent of ribosome
Source: RefSeq, a predicted model, not a curated record
GGUUCCCAACGUAACUUAAAGGGAAACCUACACAAUGUCCGGAGCCCUUGAUGUCCUGCAGAUGAAGGAGGAGGAUGUCCUCAAAUUCCUCGCUGCAGGCACCCACUUAGGUGGCACCAACCUCGACUUUCAGAUGGAGCAGUACAUCUACAAAAGGAAAAGCGAGGGCAUCUACAUCAUCAAUCUGAAGAGGACCUGGGAGAAGCUGUUGCUUGCAGCUCGGGCUAUUGUUGCCAUUGAGAACCCUGCUGAUGUCAGCAUCAUCUCCUCCAGGAACACUGGGCAAAGAGCUGUGCUGAAGUUUGCUGCCGCCACUGGAGCCACUCCGAUUGCUGGCCGUUUCACCCCAGGGACCUUCACUAACCAGAUCCAGGCAGCCUUCAGAGAGCCACGGCUUCUAGUGGUGACGGAUCCCAGGGCUGACCACCAGCCCCUCACAGAGGCGUCUUACGUGAACCUGCCCACCAUUGCCCUGUGUAACACAGACUCACCUCUGGUAUCCAUGAUUCUAACAUAG